AUGAGACACGACGACAGCGAGGGGGAGAAGAAGGUGGAGACGGUGCCAUCACCGGCCGCCGCCGCCACCGGCGAGAGGACGUCGUCGGGCCGCGCGCGACGGCAGCGGGAUCGACGGAGAAGAGAGAGGGCUGCCAUGGCCGCCAAGAAGUCCCUCGUCAAGAAGGUGAAGGACCUAGGGAAGGUCGGGCGAUGGCGGCAAGCUAUCUCCGAGGUGGACUCGGCCAUCGAGGGCGGCCUCCUUCCCGACGAGUACGUUUACGGCAGCUGCGUGGGCGCGGCGGCCGACAACGGGCGGUGGCAGGAGGCGCUAGGCAUCCUCCGCCGCAUGCGGGAGGACGGGGUGGAGCCGACGACGCCGGUCUACAACGCGGCCAUCAAGGCGUGCGCCAGGGGCAAGCAGCUGAAGCUGGCCCUGGCGCUGCUGGAGGAGAUGCGAUCCAACGCCGCCAAGGCCAACGCAGCACCACCGGUCGCCGCCCCUGCUGCCGCUGCUGCCGGCGCCGCCGUUGCAGAGUCGCCCGCGAUAGGAGAUGGCAGUAGUUGGUCCGGUGUGGUAGGGCGCAGCGGCACCGCGAGGGUCCGGGCGGGGGAGGGCGACGUACGGAAGGAAGGGCUCCGUUUGAACGGCGUGGGUGGUGGCGCCAAGGGUAGUCGGAGCGGCGGCAGGAGCGGCAGUCGCCGGACCGGCCCCGGGGCCGCCUGCUCCUCGGAUUACGACCCCGACAUCCAGACGAUCAACACGGUCAUGGCGGCGUGCGCCGCCGAGGGGGAGUGGGAGCUGGCGCUGGAGGUGAUGAAGAAGGCCCAGCGGGAGGACGGUCUCCACCCGACGAGGAUCACGUACAACACGGCAAUCUCGGCGUGCGGCCGCCGCGGGGAGUCCGACCGGGCGGUCCAACUGCUCCGGGAGAUGAGAGUCGCCGGCCUGGCCCCGGACACGAUAAGCUACAACUCGGCGAUGGCGGCGUGCGCGGUCAAGGGCCAGUGGAGGCGGGCGCUGUCUCUGUUAGGGGAGAUGGGAGCGGGCGGGAAGGGCGGCCACGGGUCGGGGGGGGCGAGGCUUCCUUCGCCUGACGUGUACAGCUUCGGCUCGGCCAUCACGGCUUGCGGGCGCGGGGGGCAGUGGUCCCUGGCCGUAGGGCUGCUGGGCACGAUGCGCCGGAAGGGGAUCGCGCCGGGGGUGGUGGCGUUCAACGCCGCCAUCUCCGCUUGCGGGGAGGCCGGGCAGUGGGAGCGCGCGCUCGGGCUGCUGCGGGACAUGGAGGCGGAGGCGGGGGAGAGAGGGCGGGAGCCGGGAAGCGACGGCAGCGGCGGCGGCUUCGCCGGUCCCAACCGCGUGAGCUUCAACGCCGCGAUAAACGCCUGCAGCAACGCCGGCGAGUGGCAGCAGGCCAUCUCUCUUCUGGAAGAGAUGCGGCGCAACGCUAACGCGGGGAGCGAUGCCGCCGAAUACAACGACGACCUAGCGCUGCCGGCGAAUCGCGAGCACGACAGCGCGGCCGAUGGCAACAACAAAGACGCGGGACUACUUGCAGCGGGGGCGGCGGCGGCGGCGAGGAAUAGCGACCCUCGAGAAUUAACGCCUUCCGAAUAUGGCGGUGGGAUAACGGCUCCCGAGGGAGCGGAGGGCGUUAGCAAGGCCGACCGGAGACGGCGGCGCCGGCGAGGGAGGACGGGUGGUCCGACGCCAGACGUGGUGAGCUACUCCGCGACCAUCACGGCCUGCAGCCGAGCGGGGAACUGGGAGCGGGCGCUGGGGCUGCUGGAUCAGAUGCGGGAGGACGGCCUCGAGCCCAACUCGACGACCUUCUCGACGAUGAUCUCGGCGUGGAGGAGGGACUGGGGCUACGGCGGCGACGGCGCCCGGGGGCAGGAGGCCCGGGGCGCGCUUCUGCCCCUGCUGGCCAGCAUGGCGACGUGCAGGGGGUUGGCGCCCGACGCGAGGCUGUACGGCUCGGCGCUGGACGCCUGCGCGGACGCCUCGUUGUGCCAGCCGGCGCGAGACCUGCUCGCAGGCAUGGUCUCCUCCGGAGUUCCCGUCGACGACAGAGCUCGCCGCGCCGUCGCGACCGCGUGCGCAGCUCCGGCGGCAGCACGAUCGUCGUCAUCUUCGGAAUCGAGACAAACCAACGACCCUAACGCCGAUUUUUGA
Ectocarpus siliculosus is the source of this 2154-nucleotide messenger RNA. The record is from the annotation of a GenBank genome assembly. NCBI's taxonomy places the organism in Eukaryota, Phaeophyceae, Ectocarpales, Ectocarpaceae.